GGCUGUUACAUAAUUCGUUACAGACACAAUGGACCGAGGAUUCCACGAAAUCGAAGUAGCAUAACAAACGACGUGAUAAGUGCUUUCUAACCUCGGUGACACAAUAUAUGGAUACAGUAACUGAUGAGUUAAUACAGGUAUGUUUGUGGUUGAAGAUUGUAUUCCUACAAACUGCGCGCGAACGCAUCGAUUUACACACCCAUCAAUCCGCGGUGUGCUCAGCGACUGUGCCCUCCUCGUCCGCAGGUUACUCUGGGGAUGUAGCUAUGUAUCAUGACCCAGCAGCUCUUUGGCUUGUCUGUUUCUUGUCAGAAGGUCUGAUGUCCAGACUCUGUGCUCUUCCAUGUAUGGUCCAGUGGAACUCUCCUUGACCAUUAGAUGGACUACCAACAGUUCCAGCAGUUACUGCGACCGCACCUCACAACUCCCUUACCUUGACCCUUGACCCCUUAGCUUUAAACCCUCACCCCUGACCCAUACUCUUAACCUCGAGCCCCUCACUCCUCCUAAUCCUUAACCUUACUCCCCCUCUCCCCUCUCUCCCUCCCUCCCUUCCUUCCUCUCAUCUCUUGUCCUCUCCUGUCCUGUCCUCUCCUCCCCUCUCCACCAUGUUAUCCCGUAUCACCACAGUCCUCUUAGCUGUUUUGUGUCAAUGUGUGCUGGUGUCUCUCGGGGUGGACCCCCCUCACCCCCGUCGGGAGAUCCGGAUCGAGGGUGACCUGGUUCUGGGGGGGCUGUUCCCAGUCCAUGAGAAGGGGGGAGGGAUAGAGGAGUGUGGGAGGGUGAACGAGGACAGGGGGAUCCAGAGGUUGGAGGCCAUGCUGUUUGCUAUAGACAGGAUCAACUCUGAUCCUACUCUACUGCCUGGAGUCAGUCUGGGAGUUCACAUACUGGACACCUGUUCUAGAGAUACAUACGCACUGGAACAGGCGCUGGAGUUUGUACGUGCAUCUCUGACCAAGGUGGACGAUACAGAGUUUAUCUGUCCUGAUGGAUCCUACGCACUACAGGACGACAGUCCACUGGCCAUCGCUGGAGUUAUAGGAGGAUCCUAUAGCAGCGUGUCUAUACAGGUGGCCAACCUGCUCCGCCUCUUCCAGAUCCCUCAGAUCAGCUAUGCCUCCACCAGUGCCAAGCUCAGUGACAAGACGCGCUAUGACUACUUUGCCCGCACGGUGCCCCCUGACUUCUACCAGGCCAAAGCCAUGGCAGAGAUCCUGCGGCUGUUCAACUGGACCUACGUGUCCACGGUGGCAUCAGAGGGAGACUACGGAGAGACGGGCAUAGAGGCUUUCGAACAGGAAGCACGUAUGAGGAACAUCUGCAUCGCUACCUCUGAGAAGGUGGGGCGCUCUAACGCUAAGAAGUCAUAUGAGGCAGUGAUCAGGCAACUCCUCCAGAAGCCCAAUGCCCGCGUGGCAGUUCUCUUCCUGAGGAGUGAUGACGCUCGAGAACUCCUCUCUGCCGCCGCACGACUCAACACCACCUUCAUCUGGGUGGCCAGUGAUGGCUGGGGGGCACAGGAAAGCAUUGUCAAGGGCAACGAGGCCACGGCCGACGGGGCCAUUACCCUGGAACUGGCGGCCAAUCCCGUGCCGGCUUUCAACCGCUACUUCCUGUCUCUGGAUCCAAUCAACAACCGCCGCAACCCCUGGUACCGGGAAUUCUGGGAGCAGAAGUUCCAGUGCUCACUUGGCGGCAGAGGAGGUGGGGCAGGAGGAGUAGGGUCAGGGGGGAUGGUGUCUCUCUCCCUCCCUCCCUGUGAGAAGGGUGUGUCGGUGGAUAAUAGUAACUUUGAGCCGGAGUCCAAGAUCAUGUUUGUGGUGAAUGCGGUAUACGCCAUGGCCCACGCCCUCCAUAAGAUGCAGAGAACAUUGUGUUCCAACACCACCAAGCUCUGUGACAGCAUGAAGGCUCUGGAUGGACGCAAGCUCUACAGAGACUACCUCCUCAACAUCAGCUUCACAGCUCCCUUCUCUCCUCUCGGCAGUGAGACUGUGGUGAAGUUUGAUCCCUAUGGCGACGGGAUGGGGCGUUACAACAUCUUCAGUUACCAGCGCAACGCUGAUCGCUAUGGCUACGUGCCCAUCGGCGAGUGGGCGGAGACUCUGAGCCUGAGCAGUGACCUGAUUCGCUGGCCAAGGGAGGUGGUGCCCCCAUCCCAGUGCAGUGACCCAUGUGCCCGCAAUGAGAUGAAGAAGAUGCAGGCUGGAGAGUACUGUUGUUGGAUCUGUACUGCAUGUGAGGCUCAUGAGUACCUAGCUGAUGAGUUCACCUGUUCGCCCUGCGCCCCCGGCCAGUGGCCCAGUGAAGACCUCACUUUCUGCUAUGACCUGCCCGAGGACUACAUCAUGUGGGAGGACGCCUGGGCCAUCGGACCCAUCAGCAUCGCCAUUGUCGGGUUCCUCUGUACAUCUCUGGUGUUCUGGGUGUUUGUGAGACACAACAACACGCCCCUGGUGAAGGCAUCAGGCAGAGAGUUGUGUUACAUCCUGCUGCUGGGUGUCUUCAUGUCCUACUCCCUCACCUUCCUCUUCCUGGCCAAGCCCUCUCCUACUAUCUGCGCCAUGCGACGCCUCGGCCUAAGCACCUCAUUCGCUGUCUGCUACUCAGCCCUGCUUACUAAGACCAAUCGGAUCGCCCGGAUCUUCAGCGGGGUAAAGGACGGGGGCGGGACCACAAGGCCUCGCUUCAUAAGCCCCACCUCUCAGGUGUUUAUCUGUCUCAGUCUGAUAUCGGUCCAGUUAGUGAUGGUGUCUGUGUGGUUGCUGCUGGAGGUUCCUGGUACCAGGAGGUUUACGUUACCGGAGCGACGGCAGACAGUGAUCCUGAAGUGUAACGUCCGUGACUCCAGCAUGCUGCUGUCACUAGUAUAUGACGUGCUCCUGGUCAUCCUGUGUACCGUGUACGCCUUCAAGACCAGGAAGUGUCCAGAGAACUUCAAUGAGGCUAAGUUCAUAGGAUUUACCAUGUACACAACCUGUAUCAUCUGGCUAGCCUUCCUGCCCAUAUUCUACGUCACAUCCAGUGACUACAGGGUCCAGACUACCACCAUGUGUAUCUCUGUCAGUCUCAGUGGUUUCGUGGUGUUGGGCUGUAUGUUCGCUCCCAAGGUCCACAUCAUCAUGUUUCAACCACAGAAGAACGUCACCAGUCUCCGCCUCAAUAUCAACCGCUUCAGUGUCAGUGGUCCUGCCACCACAUGCGCUUCACACGUGAGUGCCCAGUAUGUACCGACUGUGUGUAAUGGGAGAGAAAUUGUUGACUCCACCACUUCCUCUCUGUGACCCCACCCACUCACCUCUCUAUCCCCACCCCUCAGAGACUUAAGUCAAUAGGCACACAUUGUGCCCCCCUGUCCCUUCUCCCACCACGUGGACUACCACAGUACCAUUUCAUGUCUGUAGAAAGUGUGCAUUAUGAUUAAAUUAUUUUCUAGUGCUGUACAUAUCAUGGAAUCAACAUUGUUGUAGACAUACAAAAGUACAAGAGAAAAUUUGUAGGAGGAUUUUUUGACGCUUUGUUUUUGAUAGCUUUGUUAAAAGGUUGUGUUAAUUUAUUUAUAACUGUGUUAGGGUUGUGAUAGGAGUGUGUUGUGUAUGUGUGUUAGGGUUGUGAUAGGAGUGUGUUGUGUAUGUGUGUUAGGGUUGUGAU
Messenger RNA from Oncorhynchus gorbuscha (pink salmon), 3654 nucleotides. RefSeq names its product metabotropic glutamate receptor 3-like. Gene Ontology annotation, molecular function: group II metabotropic glutamate receptor activity. Gene Ontology annotation, biological process: regulation of synaptic transmission, glutamatergic; G protein-coupled glutamate receptor signaling pathway. The record is from RefSeq and is a predicted model, not a curated record. The transcript has 13 exons. Lineage: Eukaryota; Metazoa; Chordata; Actinopteri; Salmoniformes; Salmonidae. The coding region runs from base 609 to 3287 and encodes 892 amino acids. Gene Ontology annotation, cellular component: membrane.